AUGCCAUCAAACCUGGAGAAAAUUUCCCAACACCUAGGCCCUAAAAACACGAGUCGAAAAUCAAACCGCGAAGUUGCGUUCGACUUGUUCCCCCUUUGCGUCGGAAUCACGAGCGAGUUGAAAUCGAGAAGUCCCCGAUACGAGAACCGCGACCACCGAAACGACAGUCUCGUAAGACAUCUAGACUCCGCCGCGUUGAGCGAAAUACGGAUAUGA
Messenger RNA from Clonostachys byssicola, 216 nucleotides. NCBI's taxonomy places the organism in Eukaryota, Fungi, Ascomycota, Sordariomycetes, Hypocreales, Bionectriaceae. The record is from the annotation of a GenBank genome assembly.